Messenger RNA from Triplophysa dalaica, 4180 nucleotides. RefSeq names its product gamma-aminobutyric acid type A receptor subunit alpha4 (gene gabra4). The coding region runs from base 382 to 2058 and encodes 558 amino acids. Gene Ontology annotation, biological process: synaptic transmission, GABAergic; regulation of postsynaptic membrane potential; nervous system process. The record is from RefSeq and is a predicted model, not a curated record. Gene Ontology annotation, molecular function: GABA-gated chloride ion channel activity; transmitter-gated monoatomic ion channel activity involved in regulation of postsynaptic membrane potential; GABA-A receptor activity. The transcript has 9 exons. Lineage: Eukaryota; Metazoa; Chordata; Actinopteri; Cypriniformes; Nemacheilidae. Gene Ontology annotation, cellular component: postsynapse; dendrite membrane; GABA-A receptor complex.
GUAGUUUAUCUGAGUGCGCGUAGCGCGUCGGACGCGCGUCCCCGUUUUGGCACUGAGGAUACAGUGUGUAGGAACCCAGCGCGUCCUCCACUCUCCUCUAACCUCCUCGCAGCGAGACGCGCGACUCUAAAGGAUGCUUCACCAUAUGCUUCUCGUUACCGCUGAGUUUGGGGUUUGGAUGUAGGCGAUCCAUCGGGCGCGCAGCGAGUUCUGGAUUUAGUUGCGUCGCUGGCACGGCUUUCUGUCCUCGCCUGUGAGAAGACGUUGCGGGUGAUGGUGAAGCGCGUCUUGCGCGCUGCCCCUCGUUUCCUCGAUCCUUCCUCGGGACAGGACAUUUGGCGAAGGGAAAUGUGAGGAACGCUUGAAGAAUGGCAUGUAAACAUGGUUUCUGCCAAAAAGGAGAUGGUGACUGCGAUGUACCCCACAUCUAUUUCCACUCUCCUCUACUUUCUCUGUGCGGCGGCUUGCAUAAAGAGAAUAUCCGGACAAAUAAAAAAGGAUGAGAAAUUAUACCCAGCGAAUUUCACGCGCAUUCUCGAUCGACUCCUGGAUGGAUACGACAACAGACUUCGACCUGGAUUUGGGGGUCCAGUCACAGAAGUGAAGACAGAUAUUUACGUGACGAGUUUCGGGCCCGUGUCCGAUGUGGAAAUGGAGUACACCAUGGACGUGUUCUUCCGUCAGACGUGGGUGGACAGACGCUUGCAGUAUGAAGGUCCGGUGGAGAUCCUCCGCUUAAAUAAUCUCAUGGUAACCAAAGUUUGGACCCCCGACACGUUCUUCAGGAAUGGGAAAAGAUCCGUGGCUCACAACAUGACGGCGCCCAACAGACUCUUCAGGAUCAUGAAGAACGGAACCAUCCUCUACACCAUGAGGUUGACAAUAAGCGCAGAAUGUCCCAUGAAGCUGGUGAAUUUUCCCAUGGAUGGUCACUCCUGUCCGCUCAAGUUCGGCAGCUAUGCGUAUCCCAUGACAGAGGUGAUCUACACCUGGACUAAAGGCCCUCAGCAUUCUGUGGAGGUCCCACCCGAAUCAUCCAGCCUGGUCCAAUAUGACCUGAUCGGACAGACCGUGUCCAGUGAAACAGUGAAAUCCAUCACAGGUGAAUAUGUGGUGAUGACGGUCUUCUUUCACUUGAAACGGAAAAUGGGCUACUUCAUGAUUCAGACGUACAUCCCCUGCAUCAUGACUGUCAUCCUUUCUCAAGUGUCUUUCUGGAUAAAUAAGGAGUCUGUGCCCGCCAGGACCGUCUUUGGAAUCACUACAGUCCUCACCAUGACCACCCUCAGCAUCAGCGCCCGUCACUCUCUGCCCAAGGUGUCGUACGCCACGGCUAUGGAUUGGUUCAUUGCUGUGUGUUUCGCUUUCGUGUUCUCGGCCCUCAUCGAGUUUGCCGCGGUCAACUACUUCACCAACGCACAGGCGGAGAGAGCCAAGAGAAAACAGACCAAAGCAGCGGCCGCCGCCAACGCCAAGAGCUCCACCGCUGCGUCAGGAAAAACUAAAGACUCAGAAGAGGUCCUGCAGCAGUCGAACUCGGACACCAACGGUAACCUGCGCAAGCGUGUGAACUCCAGCCUUCAGUCCCAGCCCGAGGGCAAGAAAGUCCAAAGAACGGAAGCGUCCGCCAAGAGCGGAACGGCCUCGUCCAAACCCACUCUGACCAGCCAAUCAUCUUCCACCUCAGAGGGUACCAGCAGCUUCUCCAGCCAAUCACGUCUCAGCCCCAGUUCCGCCUGCCAAUCCAAUGCAGCCGCUUCCUCCUCGGCCUCCAAGACCACGCCCCCGGCCCCGCCCUCUACACCGACGGUUCCCGAAAAGUCUUCCCCCGGCACGGCUCCCGGCACUCUUCAUCUCCUCGGGCCUAAAUUAGAAAACAUUAAAAAGAAGGAACCCAAAUCCUCGCCGACCGCCCAACCCGCACCUCCCGCCACCGGAGGAGCCAGCAAGAUCGACGAAUACGCCCGGAUUUUGUUCCCGGUGUCCUUUGGGGUGUUUAACAUGGUUUAUUGGGUGGUUUACUUGUCCAAAGACACCAUGGAGGCCAAGAGAGGCUAACACGCUUGUUUCCAUUCCUUUUUCUACAACGUUUUGCUGAAGAAAUGAAAGAUCCCUUCAAGGAUUAAAGCAGCCCAGAAAUCAAACUGUAAUGUGGCGUAAAAGUGGACAGACGUCGAGUAAGCGCCUCAAGAGAUUAUCCGGGUGAAAUUAAAGCCAAACCUUUUCUUCUUGAUUGUCGAAAAAGGGCCGUGCGUGAGAUUAAGCAUGUGGAUGUAUGAAAAUAAGUCAUUCAAAACAAGCAAUCUCACAGGAAUGAAUCGUAGAUUUAUCUGUUGUCCGUUGGAAUUGCCAGAUUUCUGCUCGCUCCUAUUUCCCGCCGGACACGCUGAAGCAGGGACGAUGCUGUUGAGUACAGAAGAUCAAACCAGGGCCAUUUAGUCUAUUUUUCUAUAGAGACACGACACCUUCUUCAUUCACGAAGGAUAUGACGCCAUCGGAAAAAUGCUCUCUUUAGGUGACGAUGUGGAGAGAUUCCACACAUAUGCAUGUCUUUCAUUUUUUCAAGAAACUUAUAAGUCGUAAAAGCACAAGUUAUGAUUUUCUCUCGUUGUUUUCUAAGUUGAAUGGCUUUUACGGUCGUUUCAUUUUGCUUUCGUUCAUUUUCGUCUUAUAGCUUAUGCAUUCUCUGCUGUUAAGAGGAAAGUGUGACAUAGGGGAGGUUGUUUAAGUGCGUGUGGUCCCCGGAGACGGGCGCCGUGGCAACCGCGCAGAUGCUCCAAGAGUCAAUGUGAACAGCAGGCGGGUUAAGGAGACAUCUGGGGUUGUCUUGCGAUGAUAAACUCCUCCAAUCCUCACAGGGCUGUAAAUUGGAUCUUCCCAUUGAUCGGUUGAGGUGUUCAGUGUCCACCGAACAUAAGUAAUCUCACAAAAAGAAUAGUUCACCCAAAAAUAGAUAUUCGGGUCAUCGUUUAUAGAAAGUUCACAGCAUAAAUGUGAAUGGUCUUCCAGGCAUUAAUGGUGAUGAAUAGAGACAGACACUGUUAAGAUUGCGUCUGUGAAUGGUGUGUGAGAAGCAGAGCGAUUGAGAGUAAGGCUGUGUUCACGUUUGACUUGACAAUGGCGCUUUUUUAGGAAAAAUAAACUUGCAGCAUUGUGGUGACAAAUAGCAGCCAGAAAUGUUCAGAGAUAGCAUUUGUGCACGAAGGCAGCUUAGAGAGACAGGCUUCAUAGGCCGUGUAACGGAAUUCUAUUUGAAUUAUAAACAGACAGCGUCUUUGCCAUAACCAAUAAAAAAAUAAAAUACUAAUUUCUCGCUAGAAAUGAAAUCAAAAGUUGUCGAAAGUGAAAAUUAAACUUACAUAUCCACAAAACUAUGCUCCAACGGGAGUUUCGGCUGCCAUUUUAUGUUUUUGAGCAUAAGCCUUCUUGACCAAUCACGUUCCUCACAUGUUGAUGAGGGCUGUGAAAAAGGUGCUUUUUUCAGAAAGGUGGAACUUUUUUAAACCUCAGAAGACGCUCUGAGCUGCAGGAAAGAUGCCGGCGCUAGCAUUUUGAACAGCGCUUCCGGUUUACUCCAUAGGAUUAUAAUGUAAAUCGUACGCUAGCAGCUUCAAAAAAGAAGUCAAGAGUGAAAACGGCCUUAGUCAUCUUCAAGACUUGUCAUAACUUCUUAAAAUCAGUCACAUAAAAAGGUUGAUGGAGUUAAUUGAAACAUGAAAAGUAAUACUGACCUAACUAAUAGCUAGUCAGUGAGACAAAUUGUUAGCGGCUAAGUUAAUGCUACUGGACUUUUUCGAAAACACGGUUUCCUCCAUAGGAUUCAAAUGUAAAACAGACGCGAGCAGCUUCAAGUCAAAUCUGAAUAUAGCCUUAGAGAGUGAGAGAUUUAAUGAUGAUGGAAUGUUUUUUUAGGUGAACUGUCUCUUUAAGUUUGAUGAAUCUCACCGUCAGCUCUUCUGCUGUGUGGAAGACACAAAAAAACUGCUCUGAUUUAGAGAAAUGAGGUCACACCCUUCUGAUUUCUCAUACUGAUGGCAUUCAUUUCACUACUCUGUUCAAAUGUAACAAAAGCAGAUAUAUAUACAUACGCAUAGCAUUUAUAUCACACAUUUGGUUUGUUAAUCAGAACUAUACAAUGAAUUAAAGGAUAUCUUGAUUCAUUAGAAAUGUGUAUGUGUGU